This is a messenger RNA of Rotaria sordida, 363 nucleotides long. Lineage: Eukaryota; Metazoa; Rotifera; Eurotatoria; Philodinida; Philodinidae. The record is from the annotation of a GenBank genome assembly.
AUGAGUGUUAUACAUUACAGUGCUUCUCGUAUUCAAUUUAAAUCAAAUAAUAGAUCAACUGAUGAUCAUAAUUAUUCUGAUAGAUCACUUGUUGAAAUACGUGCAUAUGAUAAUAAUGAGUUUUCAUUACGAGCACUUGAUAUAAACAAUAAUAAUCGAAAAAUUUUUAAUUUUCCUUUGAAAAGACCAGAUUUAUAUCGAUUUGGAAAUGCAAUAAAUGAACCCCAUGAAACUGAUAGUAAUACUGGUACUUAUCGUUUAUGGUUAAAUGGAGAAUCAUAUGAUAAAUUUCAUGAGACAUAUCGUACAGUUAUUGAAAUGUUAUUUCCUAAUCAAUCAAUUGCUUUAAAACGUAAACAUUGA